AUGGGGUGCUUCCACUCCACGGCCAGGGCCAGGCGGCGCUACCCGGGCUACGACGACCCCAUGCAGCUCGCCGCCCAGACCGCAUUCAGCGUCAGCGAGGUGGAGGCGCUCUUCGAGCUCUUCAAGACCAUCAGCGGCUCCGUCAUCGACGACGGCUUCAUCAACAAGGUAGAAGAGUUCCAGCUUGCAUUGUUCAAGAGCAAGAUGGACAAUAUUUUUGCUAACCGGAUAUUUGACCUCUUCGAUGUCAAGAAAAGGGGGGUCAUUGACUUUGCUGACUUCGUUCAAGCUCUAAAUGUAUUUCACCCUAGCGUUCCAAUGGAAGAGAAAAUUGAUUUUUCCUUCAAGCUAUAUGAUAUGGACAACACAGGGUUUAUCGAACGAAAAGAGGUAAAGCAGAUGCUUAUUGCCCUUCUGAGUGAAUCAGGAAUGAGGUUAUCAGAUGAAACCAUUGAGUCAAUCAUUGACAAGACAUUUUCAGAUGCUGAUGUGAAUCAGGACGGGAAAAUAGAUAGAGCGGAGUGGGAGAACUUUGUCUCACGAAAUCCCUCCUUGAUGAAGAUAAUGACUCUGCCAUACCUAAAGGACAUAACGACCACAUUCCCUAGCUUUGUUUUCAACUCGAAGGUCGAUGACAUCGUGACAUGA
This is a messenger RNA of Triticum turgidum subsp. durum (durum wheat), 648 nucleotides long. Lineage: Eukaryota; Viridiplantae; Streptophyta; Magnoliopsida; Poales; Poaceae. The record is from the annotation of a GenBank genome assembly.